This is a messenger RNA of Chondrus crispus (carragheen), 2727 nucleotides long. Its product is annotated as Probable galactinol--sucrose galactosyltransferase 4. The record is from RefSeq and is a predicted model, not a curated record. The transcript has a single exon. Lineage: Eukaryota; Rhodophyta; Florideophyceae; Gigartinales; Gigartinaceae. Bases 1 to 2727 code for a protein of 908 amino acids.
AUGGUCGACUUAGAGGUAGAUUGGAUUGAUGUGGAGAGUGGUGGUUCCGCUGAGACAAGCGUUGGAGUCGUACGAUACCGCAGCAUUACCAAUGUUGCAAACACAUCUACCUCAGUAUAUAAAGAGCAUAGACUAGUUGAGUCUUUUUGUCUCACCGAAGCGUAUGUUGUGGUCUCUUACGAUGCUAUACCACUAACCUCCGCUUCGAUUACAGUAUCGGUUCUGACUCAGCAGCGCUCAAGCAAGUACCAGUUGACCAAGCCAAAACGUGUGCACUACGGGGUUUCCACCUCAGAACCUAAGCAGUGGGUCGGGACACCCCAAGACUCUUACUUUCGCACGACAUCAGACUCCGAAGUAACUUUUCAGGCUAGUUUCGACAUGCACAUGUGUGAGACUGAUGUACUCGGCCUAUCUUUUGUACUCCAACUUGAGGACGAGACGUGGGUGAAGAAUCGUUUCGGAGAAGACUUUUACGUUGGUGGCGGAAAAAGAAAGAUUCCCUGUGCGAUAGAGAUUCCAUUCACAGCCCCUUCAAACAUAAAACAUGUUAAAGGGCAAAUGCUUACGUUGCAUCGAACCAACCCGUUCUGGUUGCAGCCCUCUUUUGCAGAGAACGCCUUGCACCAUUGUGAACAAGAAACUCAAUUCGUUCUACUCCCUUCUUCGAAGCUUUCAAGACGAAAGCACUGGCACGAAACUGGAAGCGACUACCUUGUUCUAUUGCCUCUUGUAGACAAUGUAAACGGAAUUCGGGCAAGCCUUUUCGGCAUCUCAAGAUCAAAUUACUCUGGUAUCAGAUUAGAGACAGGCCGCUGUACUCCACUGGAACUGGCAGACAUUGCGGGGAUCAAAGUUUGUGUAGCUGUUUCUUCGGGGUCUCCAUACCACGCAGUUCGGUAUGCCGUGAAGUUUAGCGCUGGUAUCUUGCCUUCAUUCUCAUCGCGCUUAGACAAAGUAGCAUCGCAUAAGUGGGACCAUUUCAUCAAUUCGCCUAAAAAAGGUGUUCUCACUUCUUUAGGUUAUUGCACAUGGGACGGGUACAGUCAUAUGGUGUGCGAAGCCGGGAUCAUGACUGCUCUUCAGUGGCUGGCGGAGGAAGGCAUUUCUCCAGGAUAUACGAUAGUCGAUGACGGGUGGCAAGCGGGAGGUGGUGCCGGACCAAACUUUGAAUAUUCUCCAGAAUCAGGAGUGAACACAGGACGUCCAACCUUGUCUUCAUUUCAUGCGAAUGACAAGUUUGCAAAUUCUUUGCGAAGCAUAUCGUCAAAGUCGUCCGCAGAAAUCCUAGCAUGGGUUGCAAUCAUUGGGUAUUGGGGAGGAACAAGUGGCUUUCAUUGUGACGUGAAAACCCAGUAUGUGGCGGGAGCACUUGCCUCAGGUCUUCACUUAAAUAACGUAGAAGAUUCAGCUUUCUGGGAAAAGAGCUACGAGAUUGUGCAUCCAGGCAUGGAAUUCGUCGCAAGGUACUUCGAGAAAUAUUUUGUUCAAAGUCUGGCAGAGUCCCAAGGCGUCUCGGGCGUGAAAAUAGAUGCGCAAAGUAUUCUAGAAAUUCUUUGCAAUCCUAUACCCCAUUCAAAAGAGAAUAAAACGACAAGGAUAUCUGUGACGGCUUCGUAUCGAGCUGCUUUGACGAAGGCAGUUGAAAGAGCCUUUCCAUCUAGUGUUGUACUUAACAGCAUGGCCUGUGGUCCGGAAACUGUUUAUUGCUCUGGGAAAGAGCUAAGCGAAUGUAACAUAUGCUGGCGGACUUCCAAUGAUCAUGCCUUUCCUGGGGUUGAAGAAAGCGCUGAAUCCGUGAGUUGGCACAUUCUCUGCAACGCCAUGACGAGCGUGUUUCUUGGUGAAAUUUUUCCGGUGGUAGACUGGGAUAUGUUCCGAGUGUCGGACAGAUUUGCACGCCUACAUGCUGUUGCUCGGAUUAGUUCAGGAGGCCCACUUUAUUUCAGCGAUGCCAUUCCAUUCCAAACUGACUUCGCACGCAUGGCAAAAGCUCUUUUGAAAAGCUUGACUACGCAUGAAGGACAUCUGCUUCGAUGUCAAGACCCCGGUAGACCGACAUUGGACUGCCUUUUUGUAGACCCGAGGUCUUCCCCAACAAGAUUGUUCAAGGUGUUUAAUCGAAACUCUGUUUUGGGAUUGAUAUGUGUAUUCAAUUUGAAUCCAAGUGAAGGUUCACCCGACGUUCUUGGCUCCUUUCAGCCUUCGGAUUUGCCCGAUUUCACAGCGCUGACAACAUCUUGUCGCUAUCUAUCCCUAAUCGAAGGGUCUUCUGCUGCACUGUUUUUGCACGAGAAUGUGCGUCACGGUUGCGAACUGAGGCUACCGGCCAUGUGCGGUGCUCUGGUCCAUAUUUGCCCUGUCUUUGAAGUCUCUAGCAGUGUCGAGUUUGCCUGCCUUGGUCAGCCCCACUUGCUCAACGCCGGUGCCGCUCUUCAGUCUAUAUCAAUCAGUAAAUUGAUUACUGACUACAAACCGAAACAAGCAGGGACAAACCUACAAGACUGUGAGAAUAUUGUUGUGGAAUUGUCUUUCUAUGACUAUGGGACCACAUAUGUCUGGCUCGGAGAACAGUCCCAUCGAUUUCUACUAUCUGUUGCAUCACUGAGUGGAAAAGAGGCUCAUUGGGAAACAAUUUAUAUCGGUGAAGUCAAAUUGCUUGCAGUUCAAGUGCCUCCUCUGGCUCCGUGGGGGAUUUGCAUGCGAUUUGAGAAUGAAGAUGGAUAA